This is a messenger RNA of Meloidogyne enterolobii, 228 nucleotides long. The record is from the annotation of a GenBank genome assembly. NCBI's taxonomy places the organism in Eukaryota, Metazoa, Nematoda, Chromadorea, Rhabditida, Meloidogynidae.
AUGCAUUUAUUAAAUGGAUUACUUAUUUCUGGCAUAGCAAUAAUUGAAAGUUUGUAUUUAAAUCAAGAAAUUGGUGGACAUAAAGGAGGAGGAGAUACUCCUCAUCCGUCUCCAGAGCCUGGGGCUCUUUCACUAAAUUAUUUACCGCGAUUAAUUGUUGUGACGGUUUGUUGUUGGGUUAUUGUGGCAAGUUAUAUUGGCCAAUUUAUUUAUGUAUUACUUCAAUAA